Molecule: messenger RNA, 1767 nt
Organism: Gambusia affinis (western mosquitofish)
Lineage: Eukaryota; Metazoa; Chordata; Actinopteri; Cyprinodontiformes; Poeciliidae
Exons: 4
Coding region: 115-894 (259 amino acids)
Source: RefSeq, a predicted model, not a curated record
CUAACACUGAAUCAAAACGUCACGACUGCAGAGCUGCUGGUUUCAGAAGUUGGAUUGUUGAGCAGAGAGACAUCCUGGUAAAAAUAUUGAGUUUUGACAAGUACAUUCAGAGAAAUGGGAUUUGAGGAUUAUCUUAACGUGAUGAUUUGGAUGGACGUCCGUGUUUGUUUCCCCUUCACUCUGCUGGCCAUCGGUUUGUGUCGCAUGGUUCAUUUUGACAACCUUCCUGCCGUCUACUACACAAACCUCCUCACCGCCAACGCAGCCCAGCUCAUCACUCUGAUUGCUGCUGUUGAAACAAAAGAUGAGCGUUUUCCAAAUUCCACAUGUCUCAUAAUCUACGGUGGUGUUGCAAUGGUCAGCCUGUACCUCAGGAUGAUCAUCGCCCUGGAAAGGUGUUUCUUCAUCGUCCAGCUGUCUUUCAUCAGACAAACUAAAUGUUCUUUGAUAAUCUGUGUUUCUAUCUGGGUUUUCUCCAUGAUGCUUUUUCCUCUUCUGAUAUUUUUUGACCUCAUUUCUGUCAUCUUUGUUUUUGCUCUCAUUCCUUCGGUCAUCUUCCUCUUGUGUCCACUCGGGGCCUUCGUAUCUCUGCCUGGAUUCGCCUCAGGAUCUGCUGAAGGAAAACGUAGAAUAAUUGCAACUUUUGUUCUGUUGCUGAUUAAUUACUCUGUAACAAUUGUCCCACCAGUUAGUUUCUUGACCUUUAGUUCAUAUAAUUAUUAUUAUUAUCAUCAAACACAGUUUUUUAUGACCUUGUUUCUGCUCGGUCCUUUCAUGGAUCUGCUUCUGUUGGUUUUCAUGCGUGAAGGUCCCGUCGACAAGCUGCUGGCCUGUUUGUGCUGCUGCAAGAUGGAAACACCUGCAGCAGGAGAUGACAGCAGAUUAUCUAUCUGACUGCAGCUUAUAGGUAGAAAUAAAAGGAGAGACCAAGCAAAUGAGCAAAAUAUUAUAUCACUAAUGUUACAUUACUUUAAGCUCUAGUAAAGUCACAACAAUCAGUCUUUAACUCAUAAUGAUGUGAACUUAUUUAUUAAUCUUUAGAUGUAUAACUGUAACAGGUCACUGUCUGAAUUAAAAAACGUUUGAUAGAAACAUAUUAAUUCAUUUAAAAUCAAAUAUGACUUUUUUCCAGCUCGGAUGUGUAUCUGGAAAUGAAAAAGAUUUUGUCAAAAAGAGGAGUUGAAUUUUAUUGAAAUAGUUCAAAAUCAAUAAUAAUUUAUCAAGCAGUAAAAAUGUAAGUAACCUGAUACACUUUCUGUCUCUGAUCCUGCUGAAAGCCACCAUGGAUCCUUUUCAGGAAAACUUACUUAUAAUCACAUAUUAUUUUAAAAUGUGCAGCUUUGGUGCUGUGGCCAGUCUUUGCUUCAGGAUGUGUGUUGCUGUAGAAACACACAUUUUAUCACCAAAACUGAUUUUGCCUUUUGAUACAUUUAAAGUCAGUUUUACAGAUAUUUGUGCCGUAGUAUUGAAGUUGUAUUUCUGCCAUUUGUUGCAGGUUAUUUCUGAUCUGCUGGACACAGCAGGACUUCAUCAGACAGACCAAAGGUUCAGUCAUUAUCUGUGUCUCAGUCUGGGCGUUUUGUAUUGUUCUUGUCUCAAAUGUCGUCAUCUUUAAGCUCUAUUAUCUGCUUGUGACAGUUGGCUUUCUUUCUGCUCCAGUUUUCAUCAUAAGUCUGGUCAGUGGUGUUUCAUACUUACCUAAUGUCUCAUCUUUCCCAGCCGCAGAGAGACACAGAAUUAUGGGAAUUUUUGUUAUAAUAAUGCUUA